CCCCCCCCCUCUCUCUCUCACUCAUCCACUCCCAUGGCUCUCACCAUAGUCGCCGGCGGUGGGAUCCCAUACGGCGGCGCCACUACAAGCUCCUCUACUCGCCCCUCCCUCCGAGGUCCCAUUUUAUCCCCAUCAAACCCAUCUCAUUCUCUUCCAUUCCCACACCGAAACUCUCACAUAGUCUCAGCAGGCAAGAAGCUCUCCUCCAGAACCGGGAGGUUCGACAGCAAGAACAGAAAGAGCGCGACCACGACCAGAGAACAAGAAGAUGAGCUGAAACAACGGACUGCUGAGAUUGAAAGCGAAGCAGCAGCCGCUGAUGUUGAUGUUGACGAUGGGUAUUUCUUGCCGGAGCUUCCCGGAGACAAGCCGGAUUUCUGGGAGGGGCCUCAGUGGGACGGUCUUGGCUUCUUCGUGCAGUACAUGUGGGCUUUUGGGAUUGUUUUCGCGUUAGUUGCAUGUGGAAUUGCCGUGGCCACAUACAAUGAAGGUGCAACAGAUUUUAAGCAGACUCCUGCGUACAAGGAAUCGAUCCAAUCGAGAGAGCUUUUAGAAGAACCAGACGGUUCUAACUCAGAUGUUUUCGAGUCCAACCCCACCGAGGAGGCACCUAGCUUGGAAUAGCAACCCCGUAUCGAAUCCGAACAACUUACCAGUAGCUCAUGGUAAAACGUAGUUAAAGAAACACUCCAACUAUAUGCAUUGCCCUCAUUGUAUAAGGAAAUAAUAUUGUAUUGGUGUAAGUUAUUCACAUUUAUGUUUUACUGUUGUUACAUGA
Messenger RNA from Cornus florida, 778 nucleotides. RefSeq lists its product as uncharacterized. Lineage: Eukaryota; Viridiplantae; Streptophyta; Magnoliopsida; Cornales; Cornaceae. The transcript is spliced from 2 exons. The coding region runs from base 34 to 624 and encodes 196 amino acids. The record is from RefSeq and is a predicted model, not a curated record.